Nylanderia fulva is the source of this 1705-nucleotide messenger RNA. RefSeq names its product lipase 3-like. Gene Ontology annotation, biological process: lipid metabolic process. Gene Ontology annotation, molecular function: hydrolase activity, acting on ester bonds. NCBI's taxonomy places the organism in Eukaryota, Metazoa, Arthropoda, Insecta, Hymenoptera, Formicidae. The record is from RefSeq and is a predicted model, not a curated record.
CUGACGUUUAAGCUAAGACACUUCUGCAUUUCAUUGACGUAUACUGGUCUGCCAAGUUUUGUUAUGUGAUUACAGUCGCGAGAUAAAUCUAUAGAUAUACAAUUCAUCGAUCUAUCACAGAUACAUCAGGAUAUCUAUCACGGAAAUAUCGAAUAAUUACUGCGUAAUUAAUGUCGUGGUUAAUAAAAACCAAUCGAAAGGAUAUAGUACGUUAAUAUAAUUGCAUUAUUUUUAGCUUAAACUUGCAUGUUUUACUCAAUUUUUUAAUAAUAUAUACUUAUAUCUCCCGAUAAAAAAACAUGUCUGUUUUUUUACAAUUUAUUAAAUCGAUCUCUAUAAUCGACGUGAUAAAAUUAGUCAUGUAUUUGGCAUUAUUCUGCAAUUUUUCCAAUGCAAUAACAGACGUAAAAACUCAGCUACAUGCAUUUCCCGAGAAAAUAUCGUGGAUCAACUGGGAGCAGUCGAAAGAUUUUAAAUUCAAUCCUGAUGCCACUUUCGAUACGAUGGAAAUGAUAAAAAGAGAAGGUUAUCCUGCAGAAACUCAUGUUGUAACGACAGAAGAUGGUUAUCUCUUAGUAUUACAUCGUAUUCCAGGUGGCAAUAACUCUCUACCUGUAUUAUUGCAACACGCUGUGUUAUGCACCUCCGCCGACUGGAUCAUUCUUGGCAAAGGCAAAGCACUCGCUUAUCUAUUAGCGGAUCAGGGAUAUGAUGUUUGGUUAGGCAAUUUUCGUGGUAAUACCUAUUCAAGGGCGCAUAUUUCUCUGUCUCCGUUGGAAUUAAAAUUUUGGGAUUUUAGCUUUCACGAAAUGGGUAUCUAUGAUUUACCCGCGAUGAUUAAAUUUAUCACAAAUAUGAAAUCGCAACCAUUGCACACGUACGUUGGUCAUUCGAUGGGUACAACUAGUUUUUAUGUAAUGGCAUCGGAGCGUCCGGAAAUCGCACGAAUGGUACAAAAGAUGAUCAAUUUUGCGCCGGGAGUCUUUAUUGACAAAGUAGAAAGUGCAUUAAAAUAUAUCAAUCCUUUCUUGAGAGAAUUUAAGAUAAUCAUGCGGUUAUUCUUUCACGACGAAUUAUUGCCGCAAAACGAUUUUUUGAAAUUUACUUCGAAAUAUAUCUGCCCUCAGAAUUUUAUCACGCAACAGUUAUGUGCCAGUAUAAUAUUUUUGAUCUGCGGAAAUGAUCCUGAACAAUUUAAUUACACUCUUCUACCUGUAAUCCUGGGCGUCGAUCCAGCCGGCACCUCGACUAAAACUUUUCUACAUUUCAAUCAGAUAAACCAUGCAAGCAAGUUUCGCCAAUACGAUUACGGUCGCGAGAAAAAUCUGUUGAUGUACAAUUCGCCGGAACCCCCGGAUUAUAAUCUAGCAAAUACCACAUUACCUAUCGCAUUGUUUUAUGGUCUUGGAGACUUGCUAGUUAACAUCGUGAAUGUCAAGAGACUCUAUCGCAUAUUACCCAACGUAAUCGACUUAUAUGAAGUGCCAUGGCGCAAAUUCAAUCACGUCGAUUUUAUAUGGGCCAAGGAUGCUCCAAAACUCGUGUACGAAAGAGUUAUCAAGAUUAUGAGAAAUGAGAAUUUAAAUAAUGUUACAUCUACGAAAUAAUGUUACGUCAAUAAUAGAAAUAAUAAUUAAAGAUAAAUAUUAUUUGUAUCGUACUCGCUGUUUAUUGGAAAGUUAUUGAUAAAUAAAUCUACAUAAAA